AUGACUUCAAUUAAUUUAGAUGACGAUUUAAUUAUUUUUACUACAGAUUCCUUCGAUGAUCUUAAAUGCAAUUCAUGUAAUACGUCUGAUUCGUCGACAAGUUCGCAUCAAUCGAAUACAAUAUCUUCAAUCCAAUCUGUAAAUAAGAAAAUGUCAGAUAUCACGGAUGUACUCGACUCAGCGGAUUUGCACGAUAAUUCGGAAUUGAUCUCGACGAAUAUCAUGGAUUAUUUACGCACGCAUAAUUUACAAAACGAACAAGAUACUCAUGAACGAUACAAAUGGGAAAGUGAAGAAAAACGUUUGCAAUACGGAUCAAAACAAUUGUCACCCAAUGAUUAUUUGACUCGAACGUCGUUGUACAAUCGUCCUGUUGCUUUUGAAAAAGAUUCACGUUCGUGGGCACGAAGUUUGCUUGACAAUUUCAAGAAAUGCAAUCAGAAUCUGCCAUCCACUUCAUCAUCGACAAGUUUUCCAUCGUAUUUUCCAAUCAUCAAAAAAUCUUCUUCGUUCGACCGUCAUGUUCAAUACAUCGAACAUCUCAAUGAAUGUAACGAUUAUGCCGCCUAUUUAGAAUAUUUACGGGAUAAUCGUUCGCAAUUAUUCUGUACAUUAACUGAUUCAAUUGAUGUAAUCGAUGGACUACUUGGAACAGUUGUUUCUUCAUUUUGA
Messenger RNA from Adineta ricciae, 672 nucleotides. The record is from the annotation of a GenBank genome assembly. Lineage: Eukaryota; Metazoa; Rotifera; Eurotatoria; Adinetida; Adinetidae.